AUGAGCAACAACAGCAACAAGAGAGCCCCAACCACAGCAACACAGAGGCUGAAACAAGACUACCUAAGAAUUAAGAAAGACCCAGUGCCUUAUAUCUGUGCAGAGCCCCUCCCAUCCAACAUCCUGGAAUGGCACUACGUUGUCAGAGGACCUGAACUGACCCCCUAUGAAGGUGGCUAUUACCAUGGGAAGCUAAUAUUCCCCAGAGAAUUUCCCUUUAAACCUCCUAGUAUUUAUAUGAUUACACCUAACGGAAGGUUUAAAUGUAACACAAGGUUGUGUCUUUCCAUCACUGACUUCCACCCAGACACGUGGAACCCGGCGUGGUCGGUCUCCACGAUCCUCACGGGUCUCCUCAGCUUCAUGGUGGAGAAGGGCCCCACACUGGGCAGCAUAGAGACAUCCGAGUUCACGAAAAGGCAGCUCGCUGCACAAAGCUUAGCAUUUAAUUUGAAAGAUAAAGUCUUCUGUGAGCUCUUCCCUGAAGUGGUGGAGGAGAUCAAACAAAAACAGAAAGCACAAGAAGAGCUGAGUAACAGACCUCCCUCCCUCCCUUUGCCAGACGUGGUCCCCGAUGGGGAGGCACACUUUGGGCAGAAUGGGAUACCCCUCCUCAACGGGCACGUCCCCCUGGCCCCUGCCAACCACCCGGGUCUCCAGCAGGCCAACAGGAACCAUGGACUUCUAGGAGGAGCUUUGGCGAACUUGUUUGUCAUAGUUGGGUUUGCAGCCUUUGCCUACACAGUGAAGUAUGUCCUGAGAAGCAUAGCUCAAGAAUGAGGAUAAUAAAAGAAAUCCCAAGACCAAAUUAGAGGUAGUUGCAGAACGAGUGGGACUCUUUGGGUGUCUGACU
Molecule: messenger RNA, 853 nt
Organism: Merops nubicus (carmine bee-eater)
Lineage: Eukaryota; Metazoa; Chordata; Aves; Coraciiformes; Meropidae
Gene: UBE2J2
Product: ubiquitin-conjugating enzyme E2, J2
Exons: 6
Coding region: 1-780 (259 amino acids)
Source: RefSeq, a predicted model, not a curated record